Armigeres subalbatus is the source of this 4021-nucleotide messenger RNA. RefSeq lists its product as uncharacterized. Lineage: Eukaryota; Metazoa; Arthropoda; Insecta; Diptera; Culicidae. Gene Ontology annotation, molecular function: zinc ion binding; nucleic acid binding; aspartic-type endopeptidase activity. The coding region runs from base 182 to 4021 and encodes 1279 amino acids. The transcript has 4 exons. The record is from RefSeq and is a predicted model, not a curated record. Gene Ontology annotation, biological process: proteolysis; DNA integration.
AUCAGGGAAAUGAACCGAAACCAAGGUAAGAAGGCAGUUGGCUCGGCAGUUGGAAACAAGUAGUUGAGACGAACGGGUGCAAAUAGCUCAUAAGCCAAAUCCCGAAUAUUCCUGGAAAUAAUAUCCCGGCCAUUGGAUUCUACAAUUGGCGCAGCGCGGUACGAUCGAAAUAUUGGAUAAGAUGAACGCUGAUUACAAAACAAGUUGGCCAUUGGAGCCAUUCAACGAUGCAGUGAAUGGACUAGACCUCAGACGUGAGUGGGAAGAAUGGCACCGGUCAUUCGAGCUACUGGUGGAAAUGCGCAACGUCGAAACGCAGCAUGAGAAGCUGGUGCUCUUGCUGACACUAGGCGGUCGUGGCUUGCAACGAAUUUAUUAUAAUCUUGGCCCAGUUAGUGAUGAAAUUCAACCAACGCCGGUUCCAAUACCAUUCAUGCCGGAAGAGGAUCCAGAAUAUGAUAACGCGAUAAAACGCCUUCAAAAGUUUUUCAUCGGAAAGAAGAAUGAUCGCAUCGAGCUGGAAUUGUUCCGUUCAAUGAGGCAAUCAAGCGACGAAUCAUUUAACAAUUUUAUUCUGAGAUUGAGAACACAAGCCACGCGAUGUGAAUUCAAGGACCGUACUGAAAUGGAAAUCCUACAUCAAAUCACGAUGGGCGCUAAGGACGAGAGAGUACGCGAUAAAGGAUUGGAGAAUAUGAUCAACUUGGACGAACUGGUAAAUUAUGCAGUUAACCGCGAAAUACUGAUGAAGCAGAAAGAAAAGACAAAGCCAUUCGGUAACGAGAUUGGACCGGUAGCUGUGGCUGCUGUCCGACAAACACAAAUGCAAAGACCAAGAUUCAGAAGCGUGCGAGGGAGUUAUACCGGUAACCGUACCUUCCGUGAGAGGUCCUUUAACCGAGACAAUAGACCGAUCAAGCGGGAGACCAUGUCCGAAUGUGGUCGGUGUGGCUCAGACCGUCAUCAAACGGAUUCGAAUGGAUGUUCGGCUCAGAAAGCAAGAUGUAAUAACUGCGGUCGCAAAGGCCACUUCGCUCGAAAAUGUUUCACAAGGCAAACCGUUGAACCCAGAUAUCAAAUCACCGAAGAGGCUAACACUCUUGGAAGAGAUGCCGAAUGGAAGGAGGAGCUGCCCCACCGUCCAGAACCAGGAGAAAUGCUCAAGGCAACAAUGUCGAAUCGGAACAGUGGCACUAUCACAUGUUUUGUUGACAAAACUCCGAUAGACUUUCUCGUUGAUUCGGGGGCUUCAAUAAAUACUGUCACGAACGAAGCAUGGCUUGCUCUAAAGGAACAGAAAGCGAAGAUAUUCAAAACUAAAUUUAAAUGCGAUCGACAAUUUAGGGCAUACGCAAGCGAAGCACCACUGAGUGUGCUUUUGGUAUUCGAAGCAUGGAUCUCGAUCAAUGAUACAAAGCCGAACGCUUAUGCCGAAUUUUUUGUAAUAGAAGGGGCAAACAAAUGCCUUUUGAGCAAAAGGACCGCAGAGGAUCUAAAGGUGCUGAAAGUCGGUUUAGACGUCUGCAGGGUGGAACCAGAAAUUGACCCCUUUCCGAAGUUCCCAAAUAUACAGGUGAAGCUGACAAUUGACAAGAGCGUGCUUCCGCGGAAAUUAGCUUAUUUGCGAGUUCCUGCUCCGUUAGAAUCACAAGUUGAUGCAAAAAUUUCUGAAAUGCUACGUAGGGAUAUCAUAGAGCGAGUUAAUGGACCCCCAGAAUGGAUUUCUCCUAUGGUCGUGGUUCCCAAAGGCAAAAACGACGUUCGACUCUGUGUUAAUAUGCGUUAUCCUAACGAAGCUAUUCAGCGAGAGCACUAUCCGUUACCCGUUAUCGACACGUUCCUUAACAAAUUGAGGGGAUCUACCUUUUUCUCCAGACUUGACAUUACAUCUGCGUUCCAUCACGUUGAAUUGCAUCCCGAUUCUAGAGCGAUAACCACGUUUAUGACCGGAAGAGGGCUUAUGCGAUUUAAAAGGUUGAUGUUCGGCAUUAACUGUGCGCCCGAGAUUUUUCAGAGAAUAAUGUCGGAAAUGUUGGCAGGCAUUGAAGGCGUCAUAGUAUACAUUGAUGACAUCGUUAUAGCGGGCAGUACAAUAGCUGAACACGAUGCACGACUUGCAGAAGUACUGGAAGUACUCAAAGAAAACAAUGUAAAAUUGAACGAUGCGAAGUGUUUGUAUCGUGUCAAAGAGCUGGAGAUUUUGGGCUUCAAGGUCGAUGCACUAGGCAUUAGUCCAUCCAACGAUAAAGUUGAAGCAAUAAGAACUUUUCGCCAACCUGAAACGAAAGAAGAAGCAAGAAGUUUUUUAGGACUCGUAAACUUUGUAGGACACUUCAUACCGAACCUAUCCACAAGGAGCGAACCAUUGCGACAAUACAUUCGAGGAGAAGUAAGCGCAUAUGGAGAAGAACAGCGCAAAGCCUUCGACGACCUUCGAAAUGAACUCUCACGUGGUGUUCACAAGCUGGGAUUCUACGAUCCAAAAGACGUAACCGAAAUGUAUGUCGAUGCUUCCCCAGUGGGCUUAGGAGCUGUUUUGGUGCAGAGAGACAAAUCGAAAAUACCAAGGGUAAUAAGCUUUGCGUCCAAGGGAUUAACACCGGCUGAAAAGGUUUACCCACAAACACAGCGCGAGGCAUUGGCUGUUGUUUGGGCGGUAGAGAAGUUCUAUUUAUAUCUGUUUGGUUUACACUUCACCGUUUUCACCGACCACAAAACGCUGGAAUAUAUUUACGGAGGAAAACAUCGCGAUGGUAGACGUGCAUGCUCUAGGGCCGAAUCGUGGGCGCUCCGUUUAUUGCCUUUCGAUUUUGAAGUGAAGCAUAUCCCAGGAGUAUCCAACAUCUCAGACAUACUGUCAAGGCUUUGUCCGGCAUCAGCUUCAGCGUUCGAUGACGAUUCAGAACAUUUUUUGUUCGCUAUCGGUGACAACCCACUCGCUAUUAGUUUGGAUGAAAUUAUUGAAGAAACGCGUCGAGACGAGAUGCUUAUUGCCGUAACUAAUGCAUUACAAACAGAUGAAUGGCCGAAACACCUGUUUCGAUAUCAAGCAUUCAGAAAAGAGCUUGGUAUAAUCAAGGGAGUAAUUGUUCGCGACGAGAGGAUAAUUCUUCCAGACAGACUCAGAACUAAAGCGCUAGAUAUCGCACAUCGUGGACACCCUGGUAUUGUCACCAUGCGUAGGAUCCUCCGCGAAAAAGUAUGGUGGCCAUCGAUGGAUCGUGAUGUGACUAACAGAGUUCAGGAAUGUGCAGGAUGUGCUACCGUGCGCAACGAGUACCCCCCUGAACCCAUGAUGAGGAAAGAAAUGCCUGAAAGGGCUUGGCAAGAAAUUGCGGUAGAUUUCUUUACAGCAAAGGAAUGUGCAACAUUUCUAGUAGUUGUGGAUUAUUUUAGUCGCUUUCUACAGGUCAUUGAAAUGAAAAGCACAAAUGCCAGCAAAACUAUCGAGGCUUUGGAAGAAAUAUUUUCGCAACAAACCUACCCUGAGACAAUCAGAAGCGAUAACGGACCUCCGUUUUCUAGCGAGGAGUUUUCGAGGUACUGUUCACAACACAACAUUAAACUAAUCCGUACAAUCCCUUACUGGCCGCAAAUGAACGGGUUAGUAGAAAGGCAAAACCAAGGCAUUUUAAGAACAUUGCGGAUUGCGAAGGCAACAAAGACUGACUGGCGGAAGGCACUGAAGGACUAUGUAUUCAUGUAUAAUACUUCGCCCCAUUCAGUAACAGAUAAGGCUCCUAUGGAGUUGCUAAUGGGUCGGCCAGUCAAGGACAUGCUACCAUCUCUUAGAACGGAGCCAAGAUUACGCCUUGAGGAAGAUUCCCUAGCUGGAUGCGUGCUUUGGCGAUGCCAAGCAAUGGUGAUCGAUCUUGUGCCAGGCACUGAAUUCCAACGAACGAUAAACGGAAAGGGUUUUACCAUAAACGCGGUGCUCGAACCGUUCUCGUUUAUGUGGGAAAAUCCUGACCUCAUGACAAUCAAUGGUUCAGCAGAACCACAGUUGAGGAUAAACCUGUAA